AUGGGAACCCUUAACGCAAGCGUGUAUCAAGUACAAAUGAACGCCAAAAGACCUAAAUCCCACAGGACUAUAUCGGACUGGGAGUCAAAAUGUGAGCUUUGUCAAACGCCUGCUACAGUAGAAUGGAAGUGUUUAAACUGUUCUGAUUUCAUGUGUGCUAACUGCUACAAGAUUCACAAGCACGGAAAACUGACCAAGAUGCACACUAUCAUCUCAAAAAUGAAUAGAGGCAAAGAGAGCAACUUACUUCACAACAUCCGAUGCGAAAAGCACGAAGAUGAAAACUUAGAAAUCUUUUGUGCUAAGUGUGACAAACCGAUUUGCAAGAUGUGUCUCAUAACAGAGCACAAUUCGCACAGUUUGACGCAAUUGGAAACAAAAGCGGAAGAAGAAAGUGCCAAGAUACGGAAACUGCUGAGCGAAGUUUCGGCCACCAAAAUUAAACAUUUUCAAGAGCAAAUUACAAAUCAAGAAGCGGCUAUCGAAACUUUUAAUCAGAAGGACAAAACGGCUUCACGUGAUUUGGAGGCAAAAACGGCAAAGAUGAUAGGUAUUAUUAGAGAAAUCAGCAACAAACUAGUAAAGGAGAAUGCCAAUCGUUUGGAAUCUAUGAAAAAGCACAAAACAUCACUGAUGAAGGAAUUGGCACAAAUCAAGAAGUCUGUAGAAGAGGCGGAAAUUAGUUUACAGAAAGGAAAUGCUCUGGAAAUAAUUCAGAAGUCUCAUUACUUUGAGAGGAAACUUGGCCCAAAAGUCCCGGAUGUAUUGCAUCCAGUGUAUCACGAUUUCUCCAAGUUCAGAAUAGACAAGGAAAUUUUUACGGCUUUGAAAAAAGAAUGUAAUGCAAGAUCUUACGAACGAGAUUUUGCGGAGUUGUUGGAGAAAAAUAAAGUCCUACAACACGAGCUGGACAAAGUAACAAUGGAGAAAGAGAAACAAGUGAAGUCUCUCCAGUCCAAACUAAAUGCAGUCACGAUCAGGAAAAGCAACUUAGAGAAAGAAUUGCGCUCUUUGAGGGAUUGGAAGACACAGAUGGAACAAGAACAGGCCACCUAUAGAGAGUCAAUAAACAGCAACAACGAAAACACUGAAGCUCUGAAAGAACAAGUGAAGAUUUUGCAGUUAGAGAUCGAGAGUUUGUCUGAAAACACUAAUAGUUCUAAUAAAAGUCAAAGAUACAGGGAUCUGGAAAAAGAAAACGAGAGGCUGCGAGCUGAAAAGAAUCGAUUGCAAAAGGAAGGCGGGACAGCAACACUUAAACUAAGAAAAGAGCUCCAUGCAGCGAAGAAAGAACCAGGCAGACCAGAGCAAGGAAAAGAGACGUAG
Messenger RNA from Saccostrea echinata, 1326 nucleotides. RefSeq names its product E3 ubiquitin-protein ligase TRIM45-like. NCBI's taxonomy places the organism in Eukaryota, Metazoa, Mollusca, Bivalvia, Ostreida, Ostreidae. Gene Ontology annotation, molecular function: zinc ion binding. The transcript is spliced from 5 exons. Bases 1 to 1326 code for a protein of 441 amino acids. The record is from RefSeq and is a predicted model, not a curated record.